AUGACACCACCUCCCUUCUCAGCCGAAUCCAAGCCAGAGACAAUAGCAUUAGCUGCCCUCUCACCAACAGCCUCCCCUACAAAUGUCCCAACUUCGACAGAAACCACAGAUACUACGGCACCAUCCACCCCGGCGUCGGAAAAGAAGCCGGUGAAAAAGCGGAAAUCAUGGGGCCAGGUCCUCCCAGAGCCCAAAACCAAUCUCCCUCCGAGGAAACGAGCAAAGACCGAAGAUGAGAAGGAGCAGCGCCGAGUCGAGAGGGUGCUUCGCAACCGAAGGGCCGCUCAAUCGUCUCGGGAACGCAAGCGCCAGGAGGUUGAAGCUCUCGAAAAGCGGAACAAGGAGCUCGAGGCCCGCGUUCUCAGCAUCGAAAAGACAAACCUCCUGUUGCUCGAGGAAUUAAACAAAUACCGGCGCACCACAGGCGUCGUGACUCGAUCCUCGUCGCCUCUCGACUCUCUUCAAUCAAACCCCGUUACCCUGACGUCCGAGCUGUUCAGCUCCCAAGAUAGCCACAAGGUCCUGAUCGACCAGCUCAUGUUCAACGAGCCAUCCAGCACUACUGUUGAUCCCUCCUCCCUCUCGCCCAAGCUAAGUCCCGACGUGGAUGAGCAGGAGUUGGCAGCCGUGGAACCAACCCCAGUCGCGCCGGCGACCACAUCAGCCUCUGCGUCUUCGACCUCGGAUCGAGCCACCGAAUUGACACAACGUCCUGCAGCGAUGUUGUGCGACCUGCAGUGUCAACAUUCGGUGGAUCUUCCGCGGUCGUGGACAACGUCGCAGAUGGAUCUGGUGCAGCCACGCUAUGUCCUUGAAAGCGGGCUUCUCUCUUCCCCCAACUCCGUCGAUUUUGAAAACGAUUAUCUGGCUGGUGACGCGGCCGCGCUCUUCCCGACGGACCUCUUCGACAUCUCCCAGUUCCUUCACGAAGAUGGGAACGGAGUCGUGUCCGACGCCACGGCGGCAAACGGCCAAUCCGUCGCAGCGGAAGCCGAACUCGACCUUCAUUUCGCCGACUUUGAGAAUCACUUCUCUUCGGAAAAUCUUAACCUGCAGCCCCACUCUGGCGCGUCCGCUUCAGGAUGCGACGAUGGAGGCAUUGCGGUUGGUGUCUGA
Molecule: messenger RNA, 1116 nt
Organism: Scedosporium apiospermum
Lineage: Eukaryota; Fungi; Ascomycota; Sordariomycetes; Microascales; Microascaceae
Product: Transcriptional activator hac1
Exons: 3
Coding region: 1-1116 (371 amino acids)
Biological process (GO): positive regulation of transcription by RNA polymerase II
Molecular function (GO): DNA-binding transcription factor activity, RNA polymerase II-specific
Source: RefSeq, a predicted model, not a curated record